GAUGCAAUGAAUACAACGAGUUAAGGUGUUACAGACUUAAGUGUUUGAACGCAGAACCAUGUGACUGCAUAAGUUAUUUCUGUAUUUUACUUCCUUGAUGAAUGUUUAUAAGACAGCGCGUCUCUGCGUGUGAGUGCACACCCGUCCAGAAUGGCUUCAGCUGUGUCGUUGUUGAUCUUCGUCCUUGCUUUGUGGGUCCAGCCUUCGCUUCAAUGGAGGGGAAACAGCUGUUCUUACAAAGCGCUUCACUAUGAAACACGCAGAGGACACUGUACAGCCUCGUUGUUGGUGGUGGAGGUGCUGUGGCCAUGCGUCUGUAACCGUACCAGUUUAUACCUCGCAAAGGGAAGUGCUGUGCCGGGUGGACAGACUACCAAGGAAACCAAAACUGCAACAUACCCAUCUGUGACCCCGUGUUCUUCUGGUGGAACCUGCAGGUACCCAGGAAGGUGUAAUUGCAGGCCUGGAUAUACUGGAGCGACAUGCACUGGACUCGCUUGUAACAAUGAACGACCCUGCUACCCAGGAGCCUGUCAACCGAAUGGUGGGAACGUGGUGUGCAACUGCAUGCGUGACUUCAGUGAUGACUAUUGUAAACACCUGGAUGAAAACCAAACACCUGAGGUCACACAGAUGACGGCACAGUUUUCCUACUGGGCAUAUGAUGGUGAUACAGAGAGAUCUUCGGAUUUAUAGCGGAUGCCACGGACAAGACAGAGGAGGUCGAAGUGUGGACAAACCGCCAACAACUCAACAUGCUGAACGUGACUGCCAGUGCUAUGUUUAAAGGCCAAGAACUACCAUACCCUCCUCCUUCCUACAUCAGUGAAGCCGAGGACUGGGAUUGCAAGAGCCUAUUUUCAAGCUGCGCGGACCCACUCCAGGAUCUGAAGAGGAGUUUCAAUGUGAGGAAGCCGUUGGCCCCGAGAACUGAAGAAGACGGUCCAAUGCUCGUUUACGAAAAAUUAUACCUCCCGUUUGAAAGAGGGCGAGAGGUUACAGUUGACCUUCCAUGUUUCAAGUGGUGGCUACCGAAGACUGAUCGGAUCAAGAACUGCAGCCACACAGCAUUAUACGGGCACUCAGGCUACCAG
Messenger RNA from Haliotis rubra (blacklip abalone), 1094 nucleotides. RefSeq names its product delta-like protein 4. Bases 151 to 696 code for a protein of 181 amino acids. The transcript has 8 exons. The record is from RefSeq and is a predicted model, not a curated record. Lineage: Eukaryota; Metazoa; Mollusca; Gastropoda; Lepetellida; Haliotidae.